AUGCAGAAGCAGAUCUUUGUGAAGACCCUCAUGGGCAAGACUAUCACCCUUGAGGUCAAGCCCAGUGACAUCGUUGAGAAUGUCAAAGCCAAAAUUCAAGACAAGGAGGGUAUUCCACCUGACCAGCAGCGUCUGGUAUGUGUUAGCAAACAGCUGGAGGAUGGCCGCACUCUCAGACUAAAACAUCCAGCAACAGUCCACCUGCACCUGGUGCUGCGCCUGGGAGGUGGCAUUAUUGAGCCUUCCCUCCACCAGCUCGCCCAGAAAUAUAACUGUGGCAAGAUGAUCUGCCAAAAGUGCUAUGAUCACCUGUACCCCCAUGCUGUCAACUGCUGCAAGAAGUGUGGCCACACCAACAACCUACUCCCCCAAGAAAGUCAAAUAAGCUUCUGCCUUCCUCAAAGGGCAGCCUCCUGCCCAGGACCCAUGGCCCUGGAGCCUCAAUAA
This is a messenger RNA of Saimiri boliviensis boliviensis (Bolivian squirrel monkey), 447 nucleotides long. RefSeq names its product ubiquitin-ribosomal protein eL40 fusion protein-like. Gene Ontology annotation, molecular function: structural constituent of ribosome; protein binding. Gene Ontology annotation, cellular component: ribosome. The record is from RefSeq and is a predicted model, not a curated record. Gene Ontology annotation, biological process: translation. NCBI's taxonomy places the organism in Eukaryota, Metazoa, Chordata, Mammalia, Primates, Cebidae.